CGAAAAAAAAGACAGACUAGCUAGCGCCCUACCGUCUCUUCUUUGCCUCACCUCUCUUUCCGGCUUCAUUUUUCUUCCGUUCCGAUUUCCCACGCUUCCCUGAGCUUCUUCGCGGCAGUAGCGAGUUUGCAUUUAAUCCGGCGCCGGCGGAAGGGAUAAAGAAACGCCCGACGGAUACCUUGACCAGAAAACAAUCUGCUGCUGUCUUGCUCGGCGGUGAAAUCUUUGCGCCGACUCGCUGCUCUCUUGAUCUGCAGCUCAGUAAGUUUUUAGCGUGUGUUUGACGGCGACAGCUAUCGUGGUGAGCUGAGCACACUAUUAUCCAUGGCGCUGUCGUCUGCUGAUUUGCCUGCGAUAUAUUCGCUGCUGGCGAAUUCAAUGAGCGGAGACGAGAGCGUGCGGAAGCCAGCGGAGGCGGCGCUCUCUCAGUCCGAGAACCGGCCUGGAUUCUGCUCGUGUUUGAUGGAAGUGAUUACCGCAAAGGAUUUAGUGUCGCAGGUUGACGUUCGGUUGAUGGCUACAGUUUAUUUCAAAAAUAGCAUCAAUCGUUACUGGAGAAGCAGGCGUGAUUCGGGAAUAAGCAUUGAAGAGAAAACUCACUUGAGGCAGAAGCUCUUGUCACAUUUGAGAGAGGAAGACUAUAAGAUAGCUAUGAUGUUGGCUGUGCUUAUUUCAAAAAUUGCUCGCAUUGACUAUCCCAAGGAUUGGCCAGAGUUCUUUUCUACUUUGGCGAACCAGCUUCAAUCAGCUGAUGUUCUCACUUCGCACCGCAUUUUUAUGAUUCUCUUCCGGACUUUGAAGGAGUUGUCGACGAAACGUCUAUCUGCUGAUCAAAAGAAUUACGCUGAGAUAACAGCCCAUUUCUUUGACUAUUGCUGGCAUCUUUGGCAAAGUGACGUCAGGACUAUACUACAUGGUUUCUCGGCCCUCGCUCAAAACUUUGAUCCAAAUGCUCUUGAGCAGCGUCAAGAUGAACUUUAUCUGAUCAGUGAGAGAUGGCUGUUUUGUUUAAAGGUCAUACGGCAGUUGAUAUUAUCAGGGUUUCCAAGUGAUGCAAAGGCGGUACAGGAGGUCAGACCUGUAAAGGAGGUCUCGCCUGUGCUCUUGAAUGCAAUUCAAUCAUUGCUUCCAUAUUAUUCAUCUUUCCUGAAGGGACGUGGAAAUUUUUUGGAUUUUGUGAAGCGAGCAUGUACUAAAUUGAUGAAGGUCUUGGUUAUGAUUCAGAAUCGGCAUCCUUAUACAUUUAGUGAUAAAUCUGUCCUUCCACCGGUUUUGGAUUUCUGUUUAAACAAGAUAACUGAGCCUGAUCCGGAGCUCUUGUCCUUUGAGCAAUUUCUGAUUCAAUGUAUGGUAAUGGUGAAGCGUGUGCUUGAAUGUAAAGAAUAUAAGCCGAGUCUUACUGGCCGUGUAAUGGAUGAAAGUGUCAUUACACUAGAGCAGACGAAGAAAAAUAUGUCUAAUGUAGUCGGUGGUGUUCUCACUUCGCUUCUUCCAAAUGAACGCAUAAUACUCUUGUGCAAUGUGUUGAUAAGAAGGUAUUUUGUUCUAACAGCAAGUGACCUGGAAGAAUGGUCUGAGAAUCCAGAAUCUUUUCAUCAUGAGCAGGACAUGGUUCAGUGGACUGAGAAACUAAGGCCCUGUGCCGAAGCUCUGUACAUUGUACUGUUUGAAAACUAUAGCCAGCUUUUGGCUCCAGUUGUGGUUUCCAUCCUUAAGGAAGCCAUGAGUGGUUGCCCUGCAUCGGCUAUAGAGAUCACACCAGGCUUGCUUUUGAAAGAGGCUGCUUAUGGGGCUGCUGCAUAUGUGUACUAUGAGCUUUCAAACUACCUAAGCUUUAAAGAUUGGUUUAAUGGUGCCUUGUCUGUUGAACUGUCUAAUGAUCAUCAUAAUAUGCUUAUCAUCCACCGCAAGAUUGCCCUGGUACUGGGACAAUGGGUUUCUGAGAUUAAGGAUGACACAAAACGACCUGUGUAUUGUGGAUUAAUCAGAUUGCUGCAAGCCAAAGACCUGUCGGUCAAACUAGCAGCUUGUCGGUCUUUGUGUUCACAUAUCGAAGAUGCCAACUUCUCUGAGCAUGAAUAUCUGGAUCUCCUUCCUGUUUGCUGGGACUCCUGUUUUAAGUUGUUUGCUGAGGUUCAAGAAUUAGACUCGAAGGUUCAGGUUUUGAAUCUGAUCUCCAUUCUCAUUGCACAUGUCAUUGAAAUCAUUCCGUAUGCAAACCAGUUGGUGCAGUUUUUUCAGAAGGUUUGGGUAGAAUCUUCUGGUGAGAGUCUACUGCAAAUGCAGCUUCUCGUUGCUCUGAGGAAUUUUCUGGUUGCACUGGGUUAUCAAUCACCAAAUUGCUACAGCAUACUUCUACCUAUUUUGCAAAGAGGACUUGAUAUAAAUAGCCCAGAUGAACUCCUGGAGGACAGUAUGCUGUUGUGGGAAGCAACACUUUCUCAUGCUCCUGGAAUGGUACCUCAACUGUUAACAUAUUUCCCUUAUUUAGUGGAUAUCCUGGAAAGAAGUUUUGAUCACUUGGAGGUGGCUGUAAAUAUCAUUGAGGAUUAUGUGAUAUUAGGUGGAACAGAAUUUCUGAACAUGCAUGCUGCUGCUGUUGCAAAACUUCUUGAUCUGAUAGUUGGAAAUGUCAACAACAGAGGGAUGCGUUCUAUUCUUCCUGUGAUUGAUAUGUUAAUCCAGUGUUUCCCCUUGGAAGUGCCUCCACUUAUCAACAGUACCUUACAAAAACUUAUCGUGAUCUGUUUGAGUGGGGGAGACGACUAUGAUCCUUCCAAAACAGCAGUUAAAGCAUCUUCAUCUGCAAUCUUAGCUAGAAUAUUGGUAAUGAACACCAACUAUCUUGCCCAGUUGACGGCAGAACCAUCACUUACAUCACUCCUCCAGCAAGCAGGCAUACCAGUUGAGGACAAUAUACUUUUAUCACUUGUUGACAUUUGGCUUGACAAGGUUGACAACACAUCUUCCAAUCAAAGAAAAACACUCGGCCUUGCCCUUUCAAUAAUUUUGACUCUAAGGCUGCCGCAGGUCCUUGAUAAGCUUGAUCUUAUCCUCAGUGUGUGCACAAGCAUUAUACUGGGAGUUACUGAUGAAUCGGCCGACGAAGAUUCCAGUCAAAAGCUGAUAUACAACUUGUAUUUAUUUAUGGACCACAGUAGCGAUAAUAUGAGUUCCAGCAGAUCUCACGAAGAUGGUACUAUUGUGAGUAAAGAACUCCGAAAGAGACAGAUUAAGUUUUCAGACCCCAUCAACCAGUUGUCAUUAGAGAAUCUAGUGCGAGAGAACCUUAAAACAUGUGGUGCAGUACACGGGGAAGCCUUCAAUGCAGCUAUUAGUAGAAUGCAUCCCUCUGCGUUUGCUCAAUUGAAGCAGGCUCUGAAGAUGCCAUAACCAAGUGCUGAUACUAUGCCCUUCUCGACUGAAGCAACUAUUCUUGCUCGUUGGUCCUAACAUUCAUUCCACUAUUCUUGGAUAGGUGAUAUGAUACUUCUGAGAGUUGGUUUUGGCGAAUUUUUUUUUGGCGUGGAUGCAAUUCUUUUCGGGUGAAUUGGUUUUGGAGUGAGGGAUUAUUGAUGGGUUGCGUGCGUAGAAGUUUAGAAUAUGCAAUUGAGUUGCUUCUUGAGCCCUAAUUCUGACGGUUUUAAGAUAUUACGGGCUGUUGGUUGGUUUCUUUGUUUUAAGAUACACGAGUUGUGGAUCCAUUCAGGGAUAUGCAAAAGUUGAUGGGAACGCGGGUAAUCGGUGGUGCGAUUUUUAUGUACGGUAUGUUUGUUGGUUUCUUUGACAGUAACAAAGUCGAUGGUUAGGGUUUUUUCAUUGUUCAGGCCAGUGGGCGGUCCAUGUUGUCGUAUUGUCGCUUGGAGGUGAAAUCGUUUCCUCUGGUAUACUUCCUUAUGUCCCUUCUCUGUUGCCUAGACUUUUUUAUCCGGAUGGAAAAUCUCAAGAGUUGCGCCUUAAUUUGUUUAUCAAAGCACUAGUUGCGAUAACUAUCUUUUGCUGUAUUAGACUAAUAUAAUAUUCUUAUUGGUUGAUGAUGCCUGAUUAUGCAUGUUUGGUUGUUUCGUUGCCACCUGGUUGCCCUAUAUUUCCGCACAUAUUAAAUCGUUUCAUUCAAGUUCUGCCUAUUGUAAGAGAUAAAGUGAAUAUGAACUCUGCAGUGUUCAUUCGAUCAGUGGCCUCCUCUUGUUCUGUUGUAGUCUGGUGACCCACAAAUGUCUGUUGCCAUCUUGGUCUAAGUUGAGGCGAUGAAAAUUUAGCAACUAUAGUUACCUUUCUGCUCUGUCCUUUUCUGGAUGGAGUCCUAGAUGGGAGCUUUGGAAUGGUUAAUAGAAACCAAGUACAUGCAUGGAUUGGAGGCCAUGUUUGAGAAAGAAAGUUGUCCCGCAAGUUGUGUCCCAUUUUUCCUAUAAUUGAAGUUGUCCCUAACCAUUCCAGCUUCCCUUCUUCUCUAUCAUAUUCAGUGAAUGCCUUAACUAGAGUCCUAGAUGGGAACUUUGGAAUGAUUAGAUACAGGCUGAGAAAGUACAUGGAUUGGUGGCCAUGUUUGAGUAACAAUGUUGUAUGUCCGAAAUGCCAGCAAUUAUUUAAUCAUUCCAGUUGCCCUUCUGCUCUAGUUGUGUCCUAUUUUUCCUAUAAUUGAAUUUGUCCCUAACCAUCCCAGCU
Messenger RNA from Linum tenue, 4665 nucleotides. Lineage: Eukaryota; Viridiplantae; Streptophyta; Magnoliopsida; Malpighiales; Linaceae. The record is from the annotation of a GenBank genome assembly.